GCUGGUGACCAGAGAACCUACAAGGACUCUGAGAUCGCCGAGCAGAAGCAGGAGGCCCGCUUCCACGAGGGCAAGGAGCACUCUCACAAGGCCAACGACUCCAGUAAGAAGAAUCACUCANNGGAUGAGCGUUCCAUCGCCAACAAGCUCGAGCGUGAGGAGAAGCGCGAGAAGGAGGGAGAUGACGAGUCUCUCCAGGCCCAGCAGCUGAAGAAGGAUGCCACCCUUCCCUCGCACGGCAACGAGCCCUCUAAGGGCGCCAAGAUCGACCAGGAGCUCGCUGAGGAGGACGCUGCCGCCCUCAAGGGCAAGGGCUCGUUCGGUCCUCAGUAA
Aureobasidium musti is the source of this 333-nucleotide messenger RNA. The record is from the annotation of a GenBank genome assembly. NCBI's taxonomy places the organism in Eukaryota, Fungi, Ascomycota, Dothideomycetes, Dothideales, Saccotheciaceae.